AUGGCUUCAAUCAAAGAAACUCCUUUAUCGAAACUGCAGCGCAUACAAAAAUAUAAAUUUAUUAUAAUAAAACUAAAAGAUCUUCGUAUUUCUUUUAAAAAUCACCAUGAGUUAAUUGGAAAAUAUGCAGCAUUCACUCGGCAACGAUCGAAAGAUCAAAGUAAACGUAUUGCUGAAUCAAAGUUUGUGGCUUCUGAUUGGUCCUUACAAGAAUUCUUACUCUGGAAGAAACUGCUGGACACAGUGGAGAAGUUCUAUGCAAUCGCAUUGGUUUGUCAAGAUCGUAAAAUCGAGUUGUUGGAAUUUUUAAAGAAGCAUGGAAAAAGCGAAUCGGUUAAUCUAUUCGAAUACUACGUCGGAAAUCAAAGCGAAAAACUCGUUGAUAAGUUAUAUCAAGAAUUAUUGGAGAACUUGAAAAUCGACGCAGAUUAUUAUAACAUUUGUCGGGAGUUUUUAUAUAAAGAAAGCACACCGAUAAAUCCAACCGAAGAGAGAAAAGUUUCGCAAGAAAUGUUGGACACGCUGAAAAAGACUUUUGAGAGUCAUUAUCAGUUAUUUGAGGAAAUCAACCGAGAUCCUUCAGUAUGGGCACGCGUCAAUAAGAAUACAAGUAUAAUGUGGAAACCAAAAUAA
This is a messenger RNA of Acaulospora morrowiae, 633 nucleotides long. The record is from the annotation of a GenBank genome assembly. NCBI's taxonomy places the organism in Eukaryota, Fungi, Glomeromycota, Glomeromycetes, Diversisporales, Acaulosporaceae.